AUGGCCGACGUGGACCACAGACUCGAGCACGCCAGGGUCGGUUCCUGGUUCCUGGGCCCGCGGGCCGAGAACUUCGACCUACUCAAGGACUUCUUCGCUCACAUCCUGGACGACCAGCAGGCGGCACGCAAAGGAAUCUACAAGCAGGACCCCGACUUCAUCACGGACGAUAUGAAGAAAUCCGAGGUCUUCACGGCAAGCAUCAGCCAGCUGUGGAACGACGUCAAAGCCCUGUCCAAGGGCCUGGCUGAUCACUCCAUCCCGUUCUGGUCACCCCGAUACAAUGCCCACAUGAAUAUGGACACUGCCAUGUCGAGCAUCAUUGGAUACAUGGCGUCGAUGAUGUAUAACCCCAACAACGUCGCCACCGAGGCUAGUCCGUUCACCACUGCCUUGGAGAAGGAUGUUGGGCUGCAGCUCUGCCGCAUGCUAGGUUAUACGGUCUUCGGUGACUUCCCUGCAUGGGGCCACAUCACAUGCGACGGCUCCGUGGCCAACCUCGAAGCUAUCUGUGUUGGCAAGUACGACCCUCGUCACUUGGAAGGCUACUUUAGUUAUCCCCUCUGGGGCACGUAG
Molecule: messenger RNA, 576 nt
Organism: Diaporthe citri
Lineage: Eukaryota; Fungi; Ascomycota; Sordariomycetes; Diaporthales; Diaporthaceae
Exons: 3
Coding region: 1-576 (191 amino acids)
Source: RefSeq, a predicted model, not a curated record